CAUCCCCCGCUUGGCAUCAUGCCUCCGCCGGAGGUCAUCAGCCUCCUCUCCUCGACCCCCCCGCCCCCCAUUGAACGACGCGAGCAGCUCUCCAUCCGAAGAGCCCACUCCAACCCGCCCAUUAUCCCCGCGGAAUCGAUCUUCUCCGAUGAGAUCGACCUCGCCUACGACGAUGACCUCGACACCAGCAACAACCCAUCCAAACGCCGGCGUCUGAGUCACGACUCCACCCCUGUCCGGAAUAUUAGCCUCCCCCCAUCCAAGAACCCGCUCUUUCUUUUCUCCGACGAAGACUUCAUCCUGUCCUCGGACCCUGCGGCCCCGAAACUCCCCGUCUGGAAUGGAGAGUCCGAUCCGAUUAUGUUUACCUCGUCGGUGCCGGAACAGGUGGCUAGGUCGGAUUCCAGAACAGGUACAACGAUCACACAAGGGGUUGGUACUCGUGGUGGAAAUAAAAAUGAGAUUACGAUCGAUGAUGACCAUGAUGAUGAUCAUAAUGAUAGUAAUAAUGACGACGACCUUCUAAACGAGAUCACGAAAGAUGUCCGCCGGGGAAAGGAGGAGAUACAGGAGUUCAGCGACCAGAUUGACUUUCCGGAUAUCAAUGAGCUGCUUGAGGUGUCGAGGAGGGUCGAGACGGGGGCGAGCGCUUUUUCCAACCGCACGGCUAGCUUGCUCGCGAGUCUGGAGGACUCUGCAGGCGGGACAUCGACAUCGACAUCGAAAUCGAGAUCUAAAUCGACGGAUCGACGCAGACACGAAGUGAGCGACGACAUCGACGUCGAUAUCGAAGAUGUGAUGCCGCCGCCGCGAAAGCCGCCGCGCAAGACCACCAAGCCGAGCAAUGCCGAAAAGGAAGCCAAGGCCAAGGACCGGGAGGCCGCAAAGGCGCAGCGCGAACGGGAUAAGCAGCUCGAGAAGGAGCGGAAGCUGAAACUCAAGGAGGAGAAGGCGCGGGAGAAACAGAUCGCUGCGGAUAUUGCGGAGGUUAAUAAGCUGAAGGUCGAUAAGAAGGAAUCGACCCCGGAGAUGAUUGUUGAUCUGUCUUCUGAAUUCAAAAAUACUAGUGUUGGCACGCAGACAGCGGAGUUCAUGCGCCUGCUGAAGGUUGAUCUCGAGUACUUUGACAGUGCCGUUCCGAAUGUUGUCAAGUGGCGCCGUAAGGUACGUGCUCGGUAUAGUGACGCCCUUGGACACUGGGAGCCCUGUGCGCCGCAUAUCAGCGACGAGGAAGAACAUAUCCUCUGUCUCGUCCAGGCGCAAGAGUUCGUCAAUAUGGUUAUCGCUACAGCAGCAGCAUCAUCAUCAACUACAGCAACAACAACAACAUCCCCCACUCUCAACCAACAUAUCCACCAACUCAAAACCGCCCACCCCAACCGCACCCCCAUCUACCUAAUCGAAGGCCUCACAGCCUGGAUGCGCAAGAACAAAAACUCGCGAAAUCGAGCCUACCAAGCCGAAGUACGCCGACAAAUGGACGACUCCCAAUCCUCCUCCUCCACCAGCACCACCCGCCCCCGCUCCAAAAAAGCCGCAAACCCCGAAACCACGCCCCCAAUCGACGACGACACCAUCGAAGAUGCCCUCCUGGACCUGCAAAUCACCCACGCCUGCCUCAUCCAUCAUACGAAUGCGCCCGUCGAAUCCGCCGAAUGGAUCAAGAACUUCACCGAACACAUCUCCACGGUGCCGUACCGCCGGGAACGCAUGAACGGGAACGACUCCGCCUUCUGUAUGGAUACCGGGCAGGUGAAGCCCGGGGAGAACCCGUCCGAUACGUUUGUGAAGAUGUUGCAGGAGGUGAAUCGGAUUACGGCGUCCAUGGCGUAUGGCAUUGCGAGUCGGUAUCCGAGUGUGGUUGAUUUGGUGGCCGGGAUGAGGGGGGGUGGUGGGGCGGGGCUGUUGGAGGAUGUUAAGAAAUCCGCGAACAAAAACGGCGCCCUCACCGACUCGCGCAUCGGUCCUGCGGCUAGUCGUCGUCUGUAUAAAGUCUUUAUGGGCAUGGAUCCGUCGUCGACGGAUGUUUGAGUCUCCCCUUGUCUCUUCUCUCUUCUCUCUUCUCUUCUCUCUCCUUUCUCCUUUUCCCCACGGUUCCACCUGGCUAACUCUGCAUACACUGGCACUUGUUUCUCUCUCCAUGCAUCACUGGGCGGUGAUAUUGAUACACUAUUGGUAUUAUAUUGAUCUUGGCCUUGGUACAUUGUUAUAUAUCCAUCUUCUGGAGUCCUUCCUUAUCGGGUAUGUAUAUAUAUAAUAAGUUAUUUUCGCGCUGUGGUGUAUACACAACACAGCACAACACAACACAACACAUGGUU
This is a messenger RNA of Aspergillus heteromorphus CBS 117.55, 2318 nucleotides long. RefSeq lists its product as uncharacterized. Gene Ontology annotation, cellular component: Holliday junction resolvase complex; nucleus. The transcript is spliced from 2 exons. Gene Ontology annotation, molecular function: DNA binding; nuclease activity. Lineage: Eukaryota; Fungi; Ascomycota; Eurotiomycetes; Eurotiales; Aspergillaceae. Gene Ontology annotation, biological process: double-strand break repair; replication fork processing; resolution of meiotic recombination intermediates. The coding region runs from base 19 to 2031 and encodes 670 amino acids. The record is from RefSeq and is a predicted model, not a curated record.